Molecule: messenger RNA, 897 nt
Organism: Alligator mississippiensis (American alligator)
Lineage: Eukaryota; Metazoa; Chordata; Crocodylia; Alligatoridae
Gene: FKBP3
Product: FKBP prolyl isomerase 3
Exons: 7
Coding region: 35-709 (224 amino acids)
Molecular function (GO): peptidyl-prolyl cis-trans isomerase activity
Source: RefSeq, a predicted model, not a curated record
GCGCGGGCCCCGUUCAGUCUGCGCGCCCCACAAGAUGGCGGCGGCCGUGCCGCCGCGACCCUGGAGCGCCGAAGAGCUGCGCAGCGACGCGCUGCCCAAGAAGGACGUCAUCAAGUUCCUGCAGGAGCACGCGGCGCAGGCGUUCCUCGCAGAGCACAAGCUGCUGGGGCAAGUCAAGAACGUGGCCAAGACGGCCAACAAGGACCAGCUGGUCGCGGCCUACAACCAGCUCUUUGAAACGCAGCGCUUUAAAGGCACGGAGAUUGCAGAUCAAGCGACUGAAAAGGUAAAGAACGUCACGGUCGCUGAAGGCAAGGCCAAAGAAACGAAGCCUGAAGAAACUGUCGAUGAGGGCCCACCAAAGUACACAAAGUCCGUCCUGAAAAAGGGGGAUAAAACCAACUUUCCGAAAAAAGGAGAUGUCGUUCAUUGCUGGUAUACGGGGAAAUUACAGGAUGGCACCGUCUUCGAUACCAAUAUUCAAACAAGCUCAAAGAAGAAAAAAGGAGCCAAACCUUUAAGCUUUAAAGUCGGUGUCGGAAAAGUCAUCAGAGGCUGGGACGAAGCCCUCCUGACCAUGAGUAGAGGAGAGAAGGCUCAGCUAGAAAUCGAACCUGAAUGGGCCUAUGGCAAGAAGGGGCUGCCUGAUGGCAAGAUCCCACCAAACGCAAAGCUCUUCUUUGAAGUUGAGCUGGUGGAUAUCGACUGAUGUGAAGACCGAUGCCUGCCUUUGGCUGCGGUGACCUCGUCUGUGCAGGAGGAGUUGGCUGACAGGGGCGGAUCUGCCUUGGCAACUUCAGGAGCUAGUGACAGCUGUGGCCUUGCCUAUUGAAAUCAGCCCGUUUGUCCCAACGGCUGUUCAGUAAACACCACUAAAGAAACCUCCGUUGCCACGUG